UAAUUUAGAAAAAAAUUUACCCUACACAGAAUAACAAUUUCAAUUCAAAGUUCUUUAGUUUCAUACUUUCCAAAAUUAAAUUGUAAAACGUGUGCCGAAUAACUUAAAGAGACUUAUAAAAAUCAAUGAGUUAUUAUUAAACAUAAUUAUAUGGUCAUUCAAUAUCUGUUGAAUGUAUCGAUUGUAAUUACUGUAUAAAAAUCACCGUGAUUAGUAUCAAGAAUGAAUAAUUCGUUUCCAAUCUUAUGUUUCAAACAUUGUAAAUCUAAGUCAGUAUUUUGUAAAACGAUUCCUGAUACUUGUCCUUUGUGUAACUGUAGUUUAUCUGAAAGUUAUAUUGAACCAUUUGUUCUACCAUAUUGUUGUAAAAAAGCUGCUGAUGAUCCACCGUCGAUAGUACUAAAACCAACUCAAGGAACAUUUUGUAAUGAUUAUAAUCUUUCAAAAGAUAUGCACAUAGGAAUAGUUAACUCAAUAGGUCAUUUGUAUGAGUUUGAUCACCGAGGCAUAACAGUAAAUAAUUUUUCAGACUGGUUAGAUUGUAUUGUUGUUCAUAUCAUCCCCGAAUCAUGGUAUAUUCAUUGGGAUCAAACAUUAUUCUCUUUGAUAGAAAAUAAUAAAUGGAAUUCAUGUAACUACAAUGUACAAUCAAUGAAUUGCUAUAACUUUAUCAUAGAAUUUUUACAAAAAUUGAACUUUAAAGAUUUUAAUUUUGUUACAAAAGAACAAGUUUUUGAAAAACUUCUUCUACCAAGAUUACGGUACACAUUAAAGUAUAUAUAUAUUUACAGAAGUCUAAAAAGUAAACCAUAUUAUAUUGCAUAAAAGUAAUUAUGUAUCUACAAAAAUU
Chelonus insularis is the source of this 850-nucleotide messenger RNA. Its product is annotated as MKRN2 opposite strand protein. Lineage: Eukaryota; Metazoa; Arthropoda; Insecta; Hymenoptera; Braconidae. The record is from RefSeq and is a predicted model, not a curated record. The coding region runs from base 223 to 825 and encodes 200 amino acids. The transcript has a single exon.